AUGACUAAAAAACACACCCGUUCGAGUCGUUCAUCAACUGAAUUGAGCCCGAUGACAGCUAAGAAAUUCAUGAAUGAUGAAUUAGUCUUGGAAAUUACUCAACCCAUCAUCGAGAAUCCUGAACUUCGACAACAGCUGAUUUCACUAUUUCUUUCUAGUACCGCCGCUACCACAGCUAAUCACAUGGAUGAUAGUAGUGAAGAACAGAAAGUAAAAAACGAUGUUGACUGGAGCGGUUUGAUUGUUACCAAAGCAGGCGAGAUCGGUACAUUACUCGCAUCUACUGUCGAAAAUAUUUUUUCGGAACGAAUUGAUAAUUUGGAAGAAAGACUUGAUUUAGUGGAAAACGAAUUAAAAGGUGCUCGUCGAUAUUCUCGAUCUUUUAAUAUUCGAAUCUAUGGCAUGGGUGAUACUCCAAAGGAGACUCCUCUUCAAACAAAAGCCAAAGUUGACAACUUCUUUUCUACUCAAUUUGGUCUUACUUUUCAACAUGGAAUCGAGUUCUGUCAUAGACUGCAGUCUUCUAUACCAAAUAAACCUUGUCCGAUUAUUGCAAGACUAUAUUCUCGUCUGGAACGUCAACAAAUAUUGUCUUCUUUGGGUAAAAUAAAGGGCAAAAAUUUGGGAAUUACAGCAUUUGAUGAUUUAACUGUAAAUUCUUUGGCUAUAUUCAAACGUGAAAGAACUCGGCUCAAAGAUGAUGAUACAAAGCGAGUAAUUCCACGACAAGGCAAAAUAUUCAUACAAAAUGAAGAUGAUCGAAGUGUGUUAAAGUAG
Molecule: messenger RNA, 777 nt
Organism: Didymodactylos carnosus
Lineage: Eukaryota; Metazoa; Rotifera; Eurotatoria; Philodinida; Philodinidae
Source: the annotation of a GenBank genome assembly